Messenger RNA from Halichondria panicea, 2550 nucleotides. RefSeq names its product sushi, von Willebrand factor type A, EGF and pentraxin domain-containing protein 1-like. The transcript has 12 exons. The record is from RefSeq and is a predicted model, not a curated record. NCBI's taxonomy places the organism in Eukaryota, Metazoa, Porifera, Demospongiae, Suberitida, Halichondriidae. Bases 24 to 2432 code for a protein of 802 amino acids.
CCAAACAGAGAGUUGUGCAUGCAAUGGAGACUCAAAGUGUUCAGCUUCUGUUGCUGUUGUGUGCUGUGUCCACCUGCUGGGGACAAGUCUACCUGACUCUGGGAUCUGGUCCUAGGAUCACUACUAACAAUACUGAGAUCCUCAUCACUGACAUUGGAGAGGAUGGUGGUCUCCCUUCUCUCACCUGUCACACUGACCUCACUACCUGCUGUAGAAGUAAUGCUGAGAACAAUGGUAAUGGACCACUAGGACAGUGGAUGUAUUCUGAUGGGAGUGUGAUACUGGGAAAUGGUGCCUCAGUGAAUGCUGGACAGCAGUUCUACAUUAACAGGAAUGGUCCCCAGGUCAUUGGACUAAACCGUAGAGAGGCUAACAAUCCCGUCACUCCAACCGGGUCCUACUGCUGUACUGUACCAACUACUGGAGGAGAUAUGACCCUCUGUGCUAACCUAGUUCCUCCAAUCACAUGUUCUGAUAAUCUCCUGGCCCCCACUAAUGGAGGCAUACUCUAUGCUGGUGGAUCCACUAACAGCAGAUCUGUGGGUGCUACAGCCAGUUACAGCUGCUUUGGUGACUACACUCUGGUUGGAGUGUCAGUGAGGACUUGUGGGAGUGAUGGAGAGUGGAGUGGGUCAGCUCCAGUGUGUGAGGUGAUCUGCUCUGACCUACCCCCACUGACAAAUGGGGACAUUGACUAUGGUGCUGGAUCCCCUGACAGCAGACUUGAAGGCACUGUGGCCACCUACACCUGUGGCACUGGCUACACUCUCAGUGGAGUCAGCAGUACCAACAGGACUUGUGAGAGUGAUGGAGUGUGGAGUGGGUUUGCUCCAACUUGUCAGCUUAACUGCCCUGACUUGCCACUGACCAAUGGGGUGAUUAUGUACAGUGCUGGAUCACCUGGCAACAGACCUUUCCUCUCUAGCGCCUUACACUCCUGUAACCCUGGCUACACUCUCAUUGGAGGUACCACCAGGUUCUGUGUGAGUGGAGGGAGCUGGACUGGAUCACCUCCAACUUGUCAAGUGAGCACAGGACCCACCACCUGCUCUGACCUGACUGCUCUGACCAGUGGAAUGAUCCGCUACAAUGCUGGAUCCCCUGGCAACAGACCUAUCUUUUCUGGAGCUACCUACUCCUGUAACCCUGGCUACACUCUCACUGGAGGUGCCACCAGGACCUGUGGGAAUGGAGGGAGGUGGACUGGGUUACCUUCAACUUGUCAAGAGAUACCCUGUUUUGACUUACUCUUUCUGGUCAACGGGAUGAUCACCUACAGUAAUGGAUCCACCAACAACAGACCCGUGGGCAGUACAGCUACUCACUCUUGUGACAAUAGCUACCGUCUUGUUGGAGAGGCAGUGAGGAUUUGUAGGGGAGUGUGGAGUGGGUCAGUUCCAGUGUGUCAGAAUAUACUAAUCUGCUCUGACUUACCCUCUCUGCAUAAUGGAGCCAUUUCCUAUAAUGGUGGAUCCACUGACAUCAGACCUAUCAACACUAUAGCAACACAAAGCUGCAACACUGGCUACAUUCUCAAUGGAGACAUGGUCAGACUUUGUCAGAAUGACAGAACAUGGAGUGAGCCAACUCCAACUUGUCAAGUUUCCUGUGGCCCUCCUCCCUCUAUUACCAACGGAUCUCCCGGACAACCAACCAGCACAAUGAUCGGAGGAGAGGCGACCUACACCUGUGACACUGGAUUCAUUCUGAUUGGCUCUGAAACCAUCACAUGUUUGAGUGCUGGUAACUGGAGCAGCUCACCAUCCUGUCAGACCCCUCCCCCUGUGUACUUGUCCCUCUCCUCCACCAACUACUUAUCUGGGCUUUCUGAGAUCCCCCUGUCCUCCGUGGGAGAGGGGAGUGGCCUCGUCUGUCAUACUGACCUUGCUGGCUGCUGUGAGGGGAACACUGGAGAUUGGUACUAUCCUAAUGGCUCUGUUGUUAUAGAGGAUGGAGCGUUGUAUGUUAGCAGAGGUCAGAUGAGUGUCAGUCUGAUGAUGAGUGGAACAGCUACUGCUCCUGGUGGCCUCUACUGCUGUGUGGUGCCUACCAGUGGAGGGAGGGACACAGCGUGCAUUGUGUUAGCCUCUACUGAUGAUAGCUCUGUGGGUGCUCAGAGUGACAACACUGGUGCUGUGGUGGGAGGAGUGGUGGCCCUGGUAGCAAUGGUGGUGAUUGCAGUCACUGUAGUGAUGGUGACCUACCUAGUGCUCCGGUACAAGAGAGGAGGGAAAAUGACUGUUCCUCAAGAUAUACCCCUUACUGACCAGGGUCAAAGUGCAGCCGCUACCUACGAGACUGUCCCUGCCACUUAUGAGGAGAUCCCAGCCUCCAGAGAGGUCAAAGGUGACUACAGCUACACACAGAACAAUGCCUACUCGACUGUGAGUGGGCGUGAGGCUCCUGCUGCUGGAGGAAUAUACAAUAACUGAACUAUCAAAAGUAGAAAAUCAUUAUGUCUCGUGACUUUGUACAGAGCACACAGUUAUACAUACUUCAUCAGCCCCUCCCCUUCUCACAAUGUGUUUCACCUCAAAAAUAUGAUGGCUU